AUGGAUACCAUUAACGAACACAUUGCGGCUCGAGAUUAUAUUGAACUCGUAAAUUUCUGUGAAGAUUUAGAGCUUCAAUUGGCACUCACACCAAAUAGUUCUAUAACUCCUGAAGAUUUUUAUGGUCCUUUUUUACUUGGUUAUCUAGUUCAACAAGAUCUUCCCUCAGCUAGAUUUCUUUGGAAACGUUUACCCGACAACAUUAAAGGGAAUUCAAAAGAAUUAAAAGCCAUAUGGGAUGUUGGUGUAGCUCUUUGGCAAAGAGAAUAUGAAAAUGUGUACUCAAUAAUAAACUCUCAAACAUGGAAUCCUACAAUUGCACCAUUAUUGGAACAAUUGUCUGAAAAUUUACGAGAACGCAUGUUUUCUUUGAUAUCUGAAGCAUAUUCUUCAAUCAUAAUUGAUGAUGUGAUCAAAUUUGUUGGGUUAUCGCGUGAGAAAGUUUUAGAAGUUGCUGAAGAACGUGGAUGGGAUAUUGAUCUUUCUAAUAAUAUUUUACAACCAAAGAAAACUGUCAUCGAUACACCACAAUCUACGUCUCUUUCGAAUUUCUCUCAACUCACCGAUUUAGUUAUUCACUUGGAAAAAUCAUGA
Diversispora eburnea is the source of this 594-nucleotide messenger RNA. NCBI's taxonomy places the organism in Eukaryota, Fungi, Glomeromycota, Glomeromycetes, Diversisporales, Diversisporaceae. The record is from the annotation of a GenBank genome assembly.